Molecule: messenger RNA, 2947 nt
Organism: Strongylocentrotus purpuratus (purple sea urchin)
Lineage: Eukaryota; Metazoa; Echinodermata; Echinoidea; Camarodonta; Strongylocentrotidae
Product: NADPH-dependent aldehyde reductase ARI1
Exons: 8
Coding region: 339-1409 (356 amino acids)
Molecular function (GO): oxidoreductase activity, acting on the CH-OH group of donors, NAD or NADP as acceptor
Source: RefSeq, a predicted model, not a curated record
UAUUCUCAGGAACGCCAACCAAGCGAAAACAAUUCUCUCGCGAUUAUUGUUCUUGAUCGUUGCAGCUCCGCAUCAGGGCACUGAUCUGUGAUGAUUAUAUAAUAUUAUGCAGGUCAUACACAUAAAGGCGGAAUCAUCCUCUCGACAAUAUUUUGCUGAAUCACCCUUAGCUUUUCAGUGGAGCGGAAUUAAUGCAAGCAGAAUAGAGUUCAAAGUUCAUUCUAUCUCGAAAUGUGUGCAUGAAAGUUAGGUAAACUGUACGACUACGGUAAAACAUCAUUCGGUCAAUGCCAUCCAACAAAAAACAAAGCAACAACUAGAAAGCCUGAUACCUAACAAUGGCUGCAAACGUAGAAAGAGUUUUGGUUACUGGCGCAUCAGGCUACAUAGCCACUCACAUCGUGAAGCAACUACAGGAAGCUGGGUACAGGGUCAGAGGAACCGUCAGAAGUGUAUCCAACCCCGUCAAAGUUGGACCCCUCAAGGAGCUCUGUCCUAACCCUGCUCAUGAGCUGGAACUGGUGGAAGCCGAUCUGACCAAAGAUGAAGGAUGGAAAGAAGCUGUCCAAGGAUGCAGCCAUGUCCUGCACACAGCGAGUCCGUUCCCCUUGGCUGCCCCGAAGCACGAGGACGAACUCAUCAAACCAGCCGUGGACGGUACGGUCAGGGUGCUACAGGCGUGCCAGGAGGUGGGCGGGGUCGAGAGAGUUGUGGUGACCAGCUCCUGUUAUGCAAUCAGUGAUUUGGCUGAGACCCCCAAAGAGCCUCUGACAGAGGAAAAUUGGUUGAAAGUGGAGAAGCUUGGUCUUAACGCAGCUUACGCCAAGAGCAAGGCACUUGCUGAAAGAGCUGCCUGGGAUUUCGUUGAAAAACUUCCAGCUGAAUCCAAGUUUGAGCUGGCCGUCAUCAAUCCGUCCGUCGUGUUGGGUCCGGCGCUGUGCGGAGCUCCUGGGACCAGCGUGGAGAUCGUACGCCGUAUGAUGGAACGCGACCCCUUCCUGGCAGCUAAGGUCAGCUUCCCAGUCUGUGACAUACGCGACGUCGCUAAGGCCCACGUCGUUGCCAUGACACUACCCGAGGCAGCAGGUAAUCGGCACAUCAUCGCUCCAUGUACAUUAUGGUAUCUGGAGAUGGCUAAUGCCCUGAGAGAGGAAUUCGGCAAGCAGGGCUACAACCCGCCAACAAGUUUAGCCCCGUAUUUUUUGCUGAAGGUGGGUAGCUGGUUUGACUCUUCCGCGAAAACGAUUGUCCAAAUUCACGGCCACAAGGUUAAUUUCUCCGAUCACAGACUUCGUCAAGUCCUCGGCAUCACACCGUACGAUCCCAAGGUUACACUGGUCGACAUGGCAUACUCGUGUAUUGAUCGCGGUUUCAUCGUGAAGAAGAGUGCCUACAAACCACGGGACUGAAUCUAAUCAGCCAGUCAAAUUGGCAAUGCCAUAGUACCCAUAGUUGCGGCAAAUGGAUCAUGUUUUCCUCUUUUAUACCAUUUGGCUUGAGGUAAACUCGUGUUUUUCCCCACAAAUUGGUAUGAAUUGGUGUUGGUUUAAUAUUAUUGAUAGAGCUGUUAUCGUAUGAAAAUAUGAAAAGUAUUACUUAUUGCAUGGAAUGGAAUGGUAUUUUAUGGAACAAUGUCUGUAACGAGACUUUUCGAGGAAUGUUUGAGAUGUUUACACUCCUUGAAAAAAGCAAGUAAGAAUGAAACAAACCUGUGAAGUAUAACUUAUUUCAUAAUAGUUUUUUAUACAUGUACUUGCAUUUAUCAUAGUUAGAAAUAGUUAUUUUGGGCAUUUUCGUAAUAUGUUAUUAUUGUAGUUAUCAUUUGUACAAUUUUAAAUUGUAAGUAAAGGAAAGAAAUUUUUCCCUUUUUAUAAGUAACACGAGAACAUAUGUAAAUAUGAAAAUAUGUCAUGGAUCACAAGCGCUGUACUUCACGACAUGUACAAGUAUACCAAUAUUAUACUGUAAAUCUGUAAUCAUAUUGGGGUGUCAAAUUGUAUUAUACAAUUAACCCCUAGAUACUAAUCCAAUGAUUGGUCAAAAGCUGUCACGUGUCAUUUUUUCCUGAGACUAUCCCACGUUUUCAAAGUCGCCACUCAUAACAUUUAAUUCUUUCGAAUUUCAAACAAAUUUAUUUCUAUUCAUAUUUUGUAUAGGUUCAAUGUAUAAUUUUAUUGCAAAUAUGGUAAUAAUAUUCAGAUUCCUGUAUAAUGUACCAAGCAAUCUGCCAUAAUGUACAACGAUGGCGACCCGAUACAUGCUCCGGCGGCGGUUGCUCCAGGUUUUAUUUUCAUCAGGGAUGUGGGGUUAGGAUUGAAUUAGUUGUUGGGUUUUGAGCUGGGUUUGUGCUUGGUGGUGGGGUUGGGUGCGGUGUAAGUAUCUUGUCCAGGCUCGGGAUUGGGAGUUCGAUUAAUGUACUGAAUUGCCGCGGAGUAAUUGUAGCCGGAGCAGGUGUACAAUCAUAAUAUGUGUACUAAACGAAUUGCAAUUUUACUACCAUAAUGUUAUUAUGCAUAUGUUUUACGUGUAAUUUUUCUUUGUCACUGAUGUAUACUUUGUUCGGGCCGCGAAUGUUUUUUUUAAAGAAUUAAACCACUUUAUUGAGGACAUGCAGGGAUGUAAUGUAAUGUAUUCCAAAAAUAGUAGGAGAGAAAUGCCAUUAUCUACAGGUUUACUAAAAAUUUAGAUCGAAAAAUUGUUGUCGAUGGAGAUGAUGAUGAUGAUGAUGCUGAUGAUGAUGAUGAUUUAUAACAGAUAGGAUCAAGAGACAACCUUCCGAUGAAAAGAAGAUUUUUAUAUUUAUCUUAAAAAGAAGGUAGAAUGCAGUUUUCGUUACAAAUAGAUAUGUUUAUUGUGGGUCCGAGCAUAAAUACUAUUUACAAGGCAUGAGGUAAAACAAUUAAAAGUCAAAUCAUUUAUCGUGAUAGAUCAAAUCAACUACAUCAAA